GCGUCUUUUCCCUGCUCAGUGACUAAGCUGCCGCCGGAGCAAGAUGGAGGUUCCGUCGUUUCUGCCGCCUCCCUCGUUUUGGGCCGCGGGCCCCGCGCCGGGGGAGCUUUACUCGCCUCCUUGCCCGGGAAAGGGCUUCGGGCUCCAAGCCCCAGAAGGAGAAGGAGUCAACAGAACCCUGAGUCCCAUGGUGACGGGCACAUCGGUGCUGGGGGUGAAAUUUGAUGGCGGGGUGAUCAUUGCUGCCGACAUGCUGGGCUCCUACGGCUCCCUCGCCCGCUUCCGCAACAUCUCCAGGGUCAUGAAAGUCAAUGACAGCACCGUCUUAGGGGCCUCGGGGGACUACGCCGAUUUCCAGUACCUGAAGCAAGUCGUCGAUCAGAUGGUGAUCGAUGAGGAGCUGCUGGGAGACGGUCACAACUACAGCCCGAAGGCCAUUCACUCCUGGCUGACCCGAGCCAUGUACAGUCGCCGGUCCAAGAUGAACCUCUGGAACACAGUCGUGAUUGGCGGCUAUGCCAACGGCGAAGGUUUCUUAGGCUACGUCGACAUGUUGGGCGUGGCUUACGAAGCCCCUACGCUUGCGACCGGAUACGGCUCCUACGUGGCACAGCCAUUGAUGCGGGAAGCCCUGGAGAAGAAGGGCACGCUGUCCAGAGAAGAGGCCCGGGCCCUUAUCGAGCGCUGCAUGAAGAUCCUCUACUACCGAGACGCCCGCUCGUUCAACAGGUAUGAGCUGAUCAUCGUGACGGAGAAAGGCGUGGAAACGGAAGGGCCGCUCACCUCUGACACCAACUGGGAAAUAGCGCACCUGGUUAGCGGCUUCGAAUGAGGCUGAAGAAAGGGAGGGGCUACAUCGGCCACUUCUCUGCCGAGAUGUUCUCAAAAGUUCUUGGAUGCUGCACCGGGACCACUGCUGGACAUCUUUUUGUAAACAAAAUAAACAGUAUUGUAAACAAACAAAAAAA
Messenger RNA from Heteronotia binoei (common prickly gecko), 968 nucleotides. RefSeq names its product proteasome 20S subunit beta 4 (gene PSMB4). Gene Ontology annotation, cellular component: proteasome core complex. NCBI's taxonomy places the organism in Eukaryota, Metazoa, Chordata, Lepidosauria, Squamata, Gekkonidae. The record is from RefSeq and is a predicted model, not a curated record.